AUUUGCCUAGAUUUCUUAUAACAAGGAAAAUUUAGUUAUGCUUGUGAGUUUAUUAUAUAUUGGGCAAUGUUUCAUUUGAUUUGUUUUAAUUCGUCUGGCUACGAGGCCUGAUGCGUAAGUGGGUCUUAGGUUAUCACGUCGUAAGACAGUUCGAUACCCAUCCAUGUCUCCAUCUCUCCCUCCCGAUCCCUUUCAUAGGGUUUCUGAGAUGGCGGGAGAGAAAGCGAAGUUCCUCUGCAGCUUCGGUGGGGAUUUCGUGAGUCAGCAGGGCAAAGCGUUUUACAUUGGGGGUAAGACACGCCUGGUGUCGAUGGAUAGGUCGGCGAGCUUUCGAACGCUGCUUGCAAAGAUGUCGGAGAUCUGCGACGCUCAUCCAAGGUUGAUUGACCUCAGAUUCCAGCUUCCGGAUGUUGGCCUCGACUCCCGCCUUAUUUCCAUCGAGAAUGAUGACGAUGUGCGGAAUAUGAUGGAGGAGUUCGAAGCUAAUCGGAAAAUCCCAAUUUUUAUGUUCAUACAUAAGACGCAUAAUAAUGAUGAUGAGGAGAUUGCGUUCGCCGACGAUGCCAUGCGGCCGCCGCAAGUUGCCGCCGCAAGAGAAGUGGUGCUAAUGGCAGCUGAAGAGCAGCAACUGGACAGCCAGAGUGGAGCUAGCAGUUGUGGAAUGUCUUCAAGAGGAGAUUAUGCGAGAAAUACAUGUGGUUGGCCGAGCAUGUCAGGAGAGAUUUUCCGACAAGACUCGCAAUCACUGUUGGUUGGUCAGGAAUAUGACGACGUGCAGACAUUCAGGAAUGCGCUGACAAGCGCAGCCAUUGCUACAAAUUUUGAGCUUCACAUGAUCCGAUCAGAUCAGCGCCGUGUCACCGCCAGGUGUGCUGCAGAAGGCUGCACAUGGCGAGUUCACGCCUCAAAACUCCCUCGUGUAAGCAUAUUCCGGAUAAGAACUCUGACCCCCCAGCACACCUGCAUCAGAUCAGAAGACACGGGACAUCGACAAGCUACGGCGAAGUGGAUUGCGAAUUGCAUUAGGGAGAAGCUCAGGAACAAUUUCAACUACAGGCCGAGGGAGAUCGUAAACGAUAUCCACCGCGAAUAUGGAGUUCUCAUAACGUACAAAAGGGCUUUUCUUGGUCGAGAGAAGGCUCUCGAGGAGCUCCGAGCUGAACCGGGCAGGAAUAUGAUUCCCAUCGAACAUAAUAACUAUGAGUCCCUGAUUGAAAGCAGCCAUUCGGAUGCUGCAGCUUGGGGUGAGAUUCAUGAUCCUCCAAGAAACAGACUGGUUUUAAGGGUUAGGGAUAAGAAGGAAGUGCGAGCGCUGCACUGCACCAGGUGCAAUCAAAUUGGGCAUAACAGGAGAACCUGUGUUGUGCAGGACCCUGGAGCCAAUGUCUUCUGAUUUUCUUCAGAGUUCUUAUCUUGUAUGAGAAUUUCUAAACCAUCCUUUUCUCCUUGUUGAUUUAAUGUUUUAAAGUUUUUUUUUUUCCUGUCAUGCUAUGUACAUAUUAAGAGACUUGUCUAGAAAUUAAAGAUAGGAGGAAUGUAGCUUUUUGUUU
This is a messenger RNA of Phalaenopsis equestris, 1550 nucleotides long. RefSeq lists its product as uncharacterized. The coding region runs from base 164 to 1393 and encodes 409 amino acids. The transcript has 2 exons. Lineage: Eukaryota; Viridiplantae; Streptophyta; Magnoliopsida; Asparagales; Orchidaceae. Gene Ontology annotation, molecular function: protein binding. The record is from RefSeq and is a predicted model, not a curated record.